GUGAUCGUGAUGAGCGCAACUCUAGAUGCCGGCAAGUUUCAAAUUUAUUUCGAUAACUGCCCUCUGCUCACCAUUCCUGGCCGUACGCAUCCGGUGGAGAUUUUUUAUACUCCGGAGCCCGAACGGGAUUACCUCGAAGCAGCCAUCCGUACAGUAAUACAGAUCCAUAUGUGCGAGGAAGAGGAAGGAGACCUGCUCCUUUUUCUGACUGGACAAGAGGAGAUAGAUGAAGCCUGCAAGAGGAUAAAGCGUGAAAUUGACGACCUGGGCCCUGAAGUGGGUGACAUUAAAAUCAUCCCCUUAUAUUCCACACUUCCCCCUCAGCAACAACAGAGGAUUUUUGAGCCCCCACCUCCCAAAAAACCAACUGGUGGGAUAGGACGAAAGGUGGUCGUAUCAACUAAUAUUGCUGAGACAUCAUUGACAAUAGACGGUGUUGUUUUCGUCAUUGAUCCUGGCUUUGCGAAACAAAAGGUCUACAAUCCGCGAAUCAGGGUGGAAUCUCUGUUGGUUACCGCGAUUAGCAAAGCUUCCGCUCAACAGAGGGCUGGCCGUGCCGGUCGUACUCGGCCCGGCAAAUGUUUCCGGCUCUACACAGAAAAAGCGUACAAAACCGAGAUGCAGGACAACACCUAUCCUGAGAUUUUGAGGUCGAACUUGGGUUCUGUGGUAUUACAGCUGAAGAAACUUGGUAUAGACGAUUUAGUUCACUUCGAUUUUAUGGACCCGCCAG
Protobothrops mucrosquamatus (brown spotted pit viper) is the source of this 733-nucleotide messenger RNA. Its product is annotated as pre-mRNA-splicing factor ATP-dependent RNA helicase DHX15-like. The transcript is spliced from 5 exons. The record is from RefSeq and is a predicted model, not a curated record. NCBI's taxonomy places the organism in Eukaryota, Metazoa, Chordata, Lepidosauria, Squamata, Viperidae. Gene Ontology annotation, molecular function: RNA binding. The annotation marks the transcript as partial. Gene Ontology annotation, cellular component: intracellular anatomical structure; spliceosomal complex.